UUUAACAACUCUCUCUCUCUCUCUCUCUCUAUCUCUCCUCUGUCCCCGCUCUCUCUCUCUCUCUCCUGUGAAUUUAUUUUCGUUUUGUCUUUCAAUUUUAUGGAGGCCCAAACUCUAAAGAAGCGGGUCCGAGAUGACUCGGCCGACUCGGACCUCGACUCGCUCGAGGUGAAGCGACUCAGGGAGAAUCUACUUGAGUUCCUCGACGACUCGGACCCUGACCCGUCCACUCAGGACCUCGCCUCGGUCAUGAAGAGCUUGCAGGAGGAGAUAUCCGCCGCCUCUUGUUCCACAACUCCUAUUCCAUCAUCGCUGGCGGGUAAAAUUCCGGCGUCGGUGACGGUGAUUGAUCUGACCUCAGAUUCCGGCGAGUCUCAGCCGGAGCUUGGGUAUUUGUUUGGAGCUUCCGAUGACGAACUCGGUCUGCCGCCGUCUAACUCGGGCGAGUUAAAGGAGGAGACUGAGUUGGUACGAGUUUCAUCCGAUUCUUCUGGAAUCGAUGAGUUUUGGGGUUUCGAAGAUCCGGUUCCUAGCUACGGUUCGUUCGAGUUGGGCACCGGAGAGAGUUACAACGACGGUAACGGGUUCGUGGCUUUUGACGGGCUGUUCGGAUAUUCCGAUGUGUAUUUUGAUUCGUCCGAUUUCUCCGAUUUGUCAUGGCGGUCGGGAACUCUGCCGGCGCAAUAGCACGGGACAAAGGAUAUAAAUGUUUUUGAGCGGAUGAUUUAUAAAACGACGCCGAUUUGUAUAAAUAUUUUAUUACUUUUUUUUUUUUUUUUUUUUUUAAUACAGAGAGAAAGGGAAAGGAAAACAGCAUAUGUAGGAUUAGACUGAUAUUAAGAUGAAAAAAGAUGCCUUUAACUCGUGAGAA
Messenger RNA from Morus notabilis, 871 nucleotides. RefSeq lists its product as uncharacterized. Bases 100 to 687 code for a protein of 195 amino acids. The record is from RefSeq and is a predicted model, not a curated record. Lineage: Eukaryota; Viridiplantae; Streptophyta; Magnoliopsida; Rosales; Moraceae. The transcript has a single exon.